This is a messenger RNA of Cryphonectria parasitica EP155, 783 nucleotides long. RefSeq lists its product as uncharacterized. The transcript has 4 exons. The record is from RefSeq and is a predicted model, not a curated record. The annotation marks the transcript as partial. NCBI's taxonomy places the organism in Eukaryota, Fungi, Ascomycota, Sordariomycetes, Diaporthales, Cryphonectriaceae.
AAGGCCUGGUUUGUGUUUGGAGUCCUAGUCAUUUCGCUGCGGUAUGUGGUGAGGAUUCGGACUGUUGGUAUUAGAAACUUUGCCGGAGACGACUACUUGAUGUUACUCGUUCUUGCUCUAUGGACAAUCGAUGCAGUAAUUGUGGAAAUCACCUACUACACUGGCGGUAGCAUUGACGUGACGCCCGAAGUGCUCCCCUAUCUCUCCGAGAGGGACAUUGCUAUUUUGAUGUACGGAACGAAAUGGGAAUACGCCUCCUUUUUCACAUACUCGGGGCUUAUCUGGGCGCUGAAGUUCAGUGUGCUCUGCUUUUAUCAAAGACUGAGAGCCGAUGAAUGGAGGCAGACCUGGUUAACAGUCCACUGCCUGGGUUGGAUCAAUUGCGUCGCCUACAUCGCCCUUUGUUUGACUGCAUUGCUCUCAUGUCGGCCAUUCCACGAUAAUUGGGCCGUCAAGCCUUUACCUCCCCUGCGGUGCACAUUCCGCCCGCAGAAUUUUUGGACCCUCGUCGUCCUUAACGUCCUGACCGAUGCGCUUAUCCUGAGCCUGCCACUGCCAAUCUUAUGGCGGCUCCGAGUCUCCCGCCUCCGAAAGCUGGGCGUCACGCUCCUCCUCUGCUCCGGCCUCUUCCUGAUCGCCACUGCAAUAGUGCGCGCAGCCUUUACAAUUGCCGGAUCGCCGUCCAUCAUCACCAUCAACCGCUGGGGCUUCCGCGAGACAGCUGCUGGGGUUGCGGCGAUCAAUGCGCCCAUACUUGCACCGCUCUUUAGUAAGGCCUUCUGG